Messenger RNA from Monascus purpureus, 5846 nucleotides. The record is from the annotation of a GenBank genome assembly. NCBI's taxonomy places the organism in Eukaryota, Fungi, Ascomycota, Eurotiomycetes, Eurotiales, Aspergillaceae.
UGCUCUUUCUCGACAAAUUAAUUCUAAAUAAUAAUAACAAUAAUAAUAAUAUAAAUACAAUUGCACCGACCAGAGUGUAGCCGACUAUUAUCUCGGUACACAGUGUUCUCGAGCCCAUCUUCAGUGCUCCGGUGGACGCUGACUAUGGCAAUGGAUGAACCAGCGCCAUGUCUUAGAAUGCUGUCUGGCACCUCUCAUGGUGCUUUCUUGUCGCCAUACAAUACCUUGAUGUCUGAAACUGCCUCAGUACGCUUCCGCUUGGGCCUCAGACCCAGUUCGGCCAUCUGACUCCAGAUCCUGUCAUAUCUCCUUUGCCACCGCUUUUGCCGUUCUUCCAUUUCCUCUCCUGAAGCCCGCCAUUUGCUCUUCAAGAUCCGUCGGAUAGCUUCGGGGGACACUUUAAAUUCUUCCGCGAGAACAGGGGUUGUGAAUUUGUCAGGGGCCGUCGCAUGCAGGUGCCGAAUUCCUUCAAUCGCGUCCGGAGAGAGUUUCUUUGGCGGGUUCCAGCCUUCCUUGAACUUCUCUUUCAGAGCUGCCUUCUGAAUUUGCCAUCCCUCUGGCUUCUUUUCUUUUUGCUUAGGCCUGGUGACCUUCCUGUCCUUGUCUUUCUGCGAACUCUUCUUAGCUGCAGUUGACUUUCCACUGGAGUGAUUUUGAUCAUUGCUUCCUCCCAGCUUCAAGUCCCCCUUCGCAGGGCUCGGGGCCUCGGAAACGGUGUCAUGAUUGCUCCCAGUAGUUGUAUCCGUUGUAUCCCUUGGUGUGCUAUGCUGGUUUCCAGCAUUCGAGGUUGCAUCAGCAGUAGUUGUUAAGCCCUGAGAUCCAGACUCGACUUUUUUGCUGUGCGAGUUUUGGAGACGAGAAAAGGAAUUAAAACAUCGCCUGGUUCUUAACGAACGAGAGAGGGAAGAUGGUCCACGGUAGAAGAGGCGACUGGGAUAUUCAUUGAGGGAGGCGAGCUCAGCACGGAAAACGCUGUGCAGAACGGCGCCAAGCGAUAGCCUGGACGAUGCAGCGCAAAACUGUGACAUUUCGGAAGAAGGUUCGCGCAGGAAGAUGCGUCUGUUGAAGCUUUUGAAGGCGCAGGAAAAGGAAAAUCUCCAGCCGCUGGGUCACGUGGUGCUACAUCGAGUUAAAUAUUUACGCUGAUAGCGAUCCUUGAUGCUACACAUUAUUAUUACUACUGCUACUAUUAUCAGAACUGGAUUCUUAGUCCAACAAUGAUAGAAGAGAAGAACUCAGCAUCCUUCCCGUAAGCAGGUACGAGAAGCAUGUCGUGUUGGCUGAUUCUCGAGGUUGGACCGUUGAAAUUUACCGGCCACGAACCCCAACGCUGCUGCGACCUGCAGCCUCGAAAAGAAUCGUGAUACAGAAACUGUUGGGCGCCUACAUUGUAGAAACCGUCCAGAGUCGAACAUCGGGGGCGGGUUCGAGAGGAGUUCGUGAAUUUAUACCGGCUCCACGCAGAUCACGGGCCACUCGCUGAUCUCAUCUCUUUCUCUUGUUUUAUCACGGAAAUAAUCGUCGUGCUGGAUCUUGAGACUCUCAGUUGUCCUAUUCAGUCCCUUCGUUUCUUCUUUCUUUCCUCCUUCUUGUCCUCCUCAGUCGCUCUUUUGUCGCUCUUCUCCUUCUCCAGCGGACGUGCACUUUCCUUUGCUUCCUGUCGUCCUUGCUUCUUGAGAGCUUAUCAGAACAGAAGACCCUGUCCCAAUAUUGAGCAGCUGCCUCCCCCCAGCACGACCGAACCGGACGUCAACUUCUUCCCUGAAUCCUUUCUUCCGAUGCUCAAAAAGUGUCAAGUCGAAUACUCCCGAAAUCACAAUCCCCAUAACGAGUUCCGUUCCCUUCUGUCGGUGCGGCUGCAAUACUGCGAUGAAAAGGAGCCUGAUAUUCCCCAGGGACACUGAACCGCCUUAGUUGAUCUCUGUCCCUCGAGGUUAUGGCAUAUAACCCUCCUUUCACCAUUAAAAGCAAAGCUGCAACCGCCGGUUCGCCCAUGAGAACUACCCCCUCCAAUUCACCUGCCCUGAGGCCUCCGGCUCGAUCUCCCCAGAAGCCAACCUAUCAAUCGAACCUGUCUCUUCAGACAGUCAUUGGGACGACAAUAACAACACCAAAUGGCUUGUCUGUGCACGAACAAUCAAACUCUUUUGCCCUGUGUGCUGGAUCCACCGCCGUCUUAGCCGAGCUGGACGAUGAGAAUAACAUCAGCCAAAGGUUCUUCCGGGCGCGUCCUUCGGCAACCAGCAUCAACCCCGUUGCUUCGUUCUAUAACCAGAAUUCUACCCCAGCUACGCCUGAACCAAAGUCACGAUCUCUGUCCGUUGUAAAAGCCAAUGCGAAUGGGGUUGGCGGUAGCAGCUACAAUAGCUCACCAACAACCGACUGGGCAGAUGCCGUCAAUACGCGGCCCUGGUCAUCCAGGGAAAGGGUUAAAGCUGUCACUUGUGUCUCAGUUAGCCCGAAUGGUAGACUGCUGGCUUUUGGGGAGACCGGUUAUAAUCCCAGGGUAUUGAUCUUUUCUACUACGAAAGGCUCGUCGCCCGAUGUUCCUCUGACGAUUUUGAAUGAACACACCUUUGGUGUUCGCAGCCUCGCCUUUAGCACUGAUUCGCAAUAUCUGGCCACGCUUGGAGAUGUCAAUGACGGGUUUCUUUUUGUGUGGGCUGUGAGUCUUAGCAACGGGUCCGCCAGGCUUCAUUCAGCGAAUAAAUGCACAUCCUUCGUCAAGAGCAUAUGUUGGAUGGGGCAGACUUUAAUUACGGCUGGCGUGCGGCAUGUUAAAGUUUGGAGACUUCCCGAUGUGCGACCCGCGUCCCCGUCCAAAACUCCUUCGAAUGUGGACCCGAAUUCCAGUCCCGCGAACUCGGCACCAAAGGCACUAUCUGGGAGAAACUGCAUUCUAGGAGGGUUAGGCAGUCAGAUCUUCACCUGUGUAGCCAGCAUAUCGGACCAUGAGGCUGUUUUAGGCACUGAUGCAGGUGCCGUAUGCUAUCUUGAUGGCAGUGAUGGGUCUCCAAAACUGUCAUUGGUCAAAAUUGUCGAGUUUGGUAUCGCGUCUUUAGCGGUCGAUUCAGACGGGGAAUCUGUAUGGCUUGGAGGCCGUGGUGUCCGGAUACAACGGCUCACUUUUGAAGAUUUGCGGAAUUUGACAGUCUCUGCACCUUCGUCUCCGGUAUCAACACAAAGGACUCCGGCGGAGCAUCACACCAAAGGACCCGCUGUUACAUCCAUGGGAUUCCUCUCGUCACAUCUGGUCACACUCGAUUCCAGACGGGCCAUUCACAUUUACGCCACUGAAAGUUUGGAUGAGGAUGGCCAACAGGACCAUUCAGAGGCACUGCUACCUGCCCACAGGGACGCCGUUCUUGGUAUUGGUCCCCUCAAGGUACCAAACGACCGAGGAGCCGAGUUUUACACUUGGUCGUGUGAGGGCACUGUAAAUUUCUGGGACACAGGCGGAAGAUGCCAUGAUUCGCAAAAGAUCGAUCUGGAACAGCUCUCGCGCGCUGAUGAGGACAUCACAAAUGAGCUGAAAAUAGUUCGCACCACCGACAGUAUGGACUUCUUUAUUUCGGGUGACAAAUUUGGUGUUUUGAGGGUGUUAUCAGGACAGCCUUGGGAAAACAUUCAAGAAGUUCGAGCUCAUGGGGGUGAGAUUACGGAUAUUGCUAUACACGAGUUGAGCCAAGGCUGCUUUCUCGUCGCUAGCUGUGGCCGUGACCGUAUGGUGCAGCUGUUCAGGAAGGACGAAGUAGGGUUCGAGUUGAUCCAAACUAUGGAAGAUCACGUCGGUGCUGUGGGACAGCUUCUUUUCCUCAACAAUGGAGAAAAGCUGUUGUCUUGUUCUGCCGACCGCACAAUCCUUGUAAGAGAUCGUGUGAUCCGGGAAGUUGAUGGAAUGGAAGUCCUUGCCUACAUUAUCUCCAAGGUCAUUACGUUGAAGUCGUCUCCGGUAUCGAUGACCGUGAUGCCCGAUGAUCCAGAUACCCUGGUGUUCUCUACCAUCGACCGCUGUAUACAGCUGUACAGUUUAGAAACAGGGCGGCAUAUUCGCUCAUUCCGAUCAUCUGACCAGGAAGCAAGCGAUGCCGUUGUCAUGAACUCUUUGACGGUAUCCACUGGAAUCCCUGGACAGAGUCCCAAGCUGCUUGUUGGAGUCUCCAGCACGGAUAAAUCGAUACGGGUGUACGAUUUGGAGCGGGAAACGCUUCUCACGGGAGAAUUCGGUCAUACUGAAGGAGUGAGCGCUUUGUACUUUCUGGAAAGUCGACCGGCAACCCCGGAGAGUCCUGGAAAACGACUAUUGAUUAGUGCUGGUAUUGAUGGAAUCGUCAUCAUAUGGAAACUCUCCGUGCAACUCCAGCUGCAGUCUGUUCAGGAACCUUUUCAGGAUAACCCACGAGAAGACGACGACACCCCCUCAAAAGGAUCGAUAGCCGCCAAAGCCCCCCUACGUCGGAUCUUGUCCAGAUCCGAGCUUGCUAGUUUUCAGCAAACGACAUCGUCACCCACAUUUAUACGUGAGCCAUCUCUUGUAAUACGUCGGAAAAUGUCAAAGCAGUCUCUGGUGUCCUCUUCAUUGAGAACAGGUAAUGGAACCUCGAUCACGCCCCCUCCUCCCAUACCUGCUCCUUGUCGCUCCUCAACUUCCACUUCAAUAGACAGGGAUGGCAGAUCGCCCUCUCCUCUCAGUCCGAAGACAAGAUCGACGAGAAGACUCCACUCUGAAAAUCAUUAUCGCUCUCGCAAUUCAUCGGUGGACGUUCGAAGUCGCAUCAGGAACUCCGGAAAGAACGACCCGGGGAGUUUGACUUCUUCCACCGAACAGAUAUGCCGUACGUUAAGAACUUACAGAAAGAAACUCAGUAUCUCUACUGAAAGGAUCGACUGCGCAAAGGAGCUGGAGCGUGAAUUGAAUCUUACCCUGCGAACCCUAACCUCCCGUGUUAAAAAUACGGAAGAAGCUUCUGAGACAACCGAAACUGAUAGCAGCGGCAAGGAAAACGGGAGGCUAUUAAUUCCCCCGCCUGUUCCUAGCAGCGAGAACAAGAGGCCGCGCACUCCCCGGCGAGCCCCGUCGACUCCAAACUUGAGCAGAAUGGGGUCGAGAAAUUUUUCGAGGUCACGGUCUGUUGGAAGAGAGGGCAGCGUUUAGACUGCCUGGCCGGUUCACUUAAAAUCCUUUGGAACACUGUUCCCUUUUCACUCUCUAUCUCCUUUACUUCCCCUAUUCCAAACUUCUCCCUCGUUAGAAUAGUUCUGUUAUCUGGGCAUUUCCAUGAUGUCAAUUACUCCAUCCCCUAGGGUUCCUCCUCAUGUUGUACAUUAUACUUAAAAUUCUCGGUUCCUUCUUUUGGUUGCCUUUGAACCAUGCAUGCUUGACGCUGCAUGUUAUCUUUUCUUCUCUGACUACCCCCAGGCUACCUCAUACACUAUAUCAUAUCCCUGUGUUCAUUAGGGGAAGAGACUCGGAGAUUUGCAAGGUUGCCAACGGUAUCUUUCUCCGUUUCUGAAUGGUCUUUUCUUUGGUUUAUGCUCUUCUUCCUCUGUAUUACCGAGCGUUUCCCUUAUAAAAGGAUGGAUAUUGCAUACUUCGUUGGUGUUGGCGGAGUCUCAAGCGUUUGCAAUGUCUGCAUUUUCACCUUUACCGGGUUUCUUUCUUAUUAUACCCUUUCUUCCAUGCUUAUUCCAUUUGUCCCAUCUCUAUGGCAUUCUUAAAUGGCAUUUUAAGCAGCUAAUAUUUUCAAAUGAUACCCGAUUUGUAUGGUUUUUCGGAGCCUACUGGUGGAAAGAUAGCAUCUAGUAGUAUUCUAAUUGAAAUUGCAUCGUUUCGUAGGGGAUUCAAG